Molecule: messenger RNA, 5628 nt
Organism: Plectropomus leopardus (leopard coralgrouper)
Lineage: Eukaryota; Metazoa; Chordata; Actinopteri; Perciformes; Serranidae
Source: RefSeq, a predicted model, not a curated record
GUCCUCGCUACACGCCGUACUUACAUGCAAGUCUGCAGGAAGGCUGGAUGAAUGAGGCAUGAGCAGUAGAGAUGACGGAGAGUCUGAAGAUCCGCUUUGAUUUCCCCAGCCCCGUCAUACAAGCCCAGGCAGUGAGAAACCUUGUUGCUGCUGUGCUAAAGGAGAAAGGGCCAAAUGGACAAAUCACACAGUCCUCCACCCAGGGUCCAGCGUUGGAGGCUCUGUGGCAGCAGUGCUGCAGUGACUGUGCUCAGGUGCGUUCAGCCUGCUGCGAUGCCGUGGUGCUGUUGGUGGAUCAAGGCCACGCGGACCUGCAACACGUCCUCAACAGUGUCCUCAACCUCCUGCCCUCUGCCAGAAACGUCCAGGGGCUGAUAAAGGUGAUUGGACGGCUCCUUCAGAUGCAGGCAGACCAGAGAGACAGAGACACACACUUCACCUGUCCUUAUUCCAUCAGGAGCAGCCCCCACCCAUACAUCACUGCGCUGGAGAACCGAGUGGACUGCUGGCCGGCUCUGCUGCUGGAGAUUGAUGACUUCAUCUGGCAGGCUGCUGACAGAAAUGAACCGUCCUACAUCACCAUGCUGGCCCCAUUCCUGCGCUACCUGUACUGUGAACCUCAGAGGCUACCCCAGCACGCCCUCCUGCGCCACAGUCUCCUCAGGGUGCUGCUGCCUGAACAUCCAGGAGCUGGGUCAGCCCUCCAAAACAAGGACCAGACGCAGACCUCGUCAGUGUCUGACAGCCUGCUGCACUGCCUCUGUCAGCUGGUGCCACACAUGCAGGUGGACAGUGUGGAGGCAGUGCUGGAGCUGUGUGGAUUUAUCGACGCUCUGCUUCGGGGUCUGGUCCCGGCCUGUGAGGAGCGCUGGAGAUCUGAGAGAGUUGUGUUGCUCCUGCAGCUGCUUUGUGCCUGCCAGCGCUGCCUUAAGUUGAAUGGAGACUGCAGACCUCUGCUGGGCUUAAUGCAGCAGCUCCUGCCUGCCUGUCAACAGGAGCUGCCAUUGGACGAGCUGCUGCUGGGCGUGGCCCUGCUGCUGCUGGAGGUCCCUGCAGUUCAGCAGAGCAGCCUGCUUACUCUGGCGCUGGCUUUAGUCCCUGAGCAGCCUGAGCUGUCCCCCUGGUUGAGUCCAGUCCUGCUUCUUCCUGUGCUGCAGCUGCUAUCCUGCUCCAGCCUCACUGAGCCGCUGGCUGAGCGGAGGACACACAGUCUCAACCAGGACUUAGCCCACAGCCUGCUUCGCCGCAUCAGCAGGGAGACAGACAAACCCCAACAGCCUGCUCCAUCGCUGGCCCUUCCUCUCAGCUCCUGGUACAACGAGCUCAGCGUGGCUCUCUCCACGCUGCGUAAAGUGGCAGAUGAUGCGGCGGCGGCGGCUGAUUGGCUGAUGUCGGUCGGCUCGGCCCUGUCAUCCAGCCAGAGCAGGCUCUGCUCCCUCGCCCUCAUUGUGACCCAUCUCAUCAUCACGGGUCAGGAAGACGUCUGCCAGCUGGCUCUGAACGCCAGCCAGGCCAUCGCUGCAGCCGACCCCUGCCAGGUUCCUUCCCUUUUUCCUGUUCUGAUGUUUAAACUGGGGAGGGAAAAGAAUCCAGGCGUGACUCACGCUCUGCUCAACUGCCUGCCGAACCUCGGCACUCACAAGCUCUGUGUCCCCACAGUGCUGCAGACUCUGCACAUGCUGGCCAGCGCCCCCAAGCUGAGAGCGGUGGCAAUGCGCCUCAUGACUGUUCUCUGGAGGAAACAGGACCGAAUCUACCCGGAGCUGCAGCGUCUGCUGGGCCAGCAGGAAGCAGGGUGGGUGGUGGGGAGAGAUGCCCAGUGGGAGCAGAUCCUGGCCCGGGCUGCCUGCCUCAGGGACAUCUGCAGGGAGAGGCCUUACCAGCAUGGAGGGGACAUGCUGGCUGCCAUCACACUCACCCUGAACCAGUGCAGCAGACCAGACAUGGCGACCCCUGCUGCUCUCGCCCUGCAGGGACUACAGGAGCUGUGCCGCGCAGAGUGGGACAUUGUGUCCACAUGGAAGAAUCUGGGGCCUGAGCUGAGCUGUGACUCUCGUCCUCUGAUGGUCAGAGUCAUAGCUGACCUCCUGGCUCUGGUUCCUCAGCUCAAGGUCAAGUCAGAGGACUACGAGAAACUGAAUGAGGAGGUGGUCAGCUUUCUCUGGAACUAUGCUGUGAGCAAGGAUCCAGAGGUGGCCAGCUGUGGCUACAAGGCGUUGGCGGAUUUUCCUGAAACAGUCCACACGAUCAAUCAUCUUCCUGAGGCGGCUAGACCAGCAAUAAGCCCCCCCACAGAUGAGCAGGAUGAAGAAGAGAAGGAGAAUGAAGAGGAGAAGGAUCUGUCCAUCCCAGGGUCAUCUUAUGUGAAGCUGAUGGCUCUCACCCCUGGCUCUGUUCUACCAGCCUUCCAGCUCCUCCUGACCUCUCUGGUGAAGCAGGAGAUGAGCCAGAUGCCCCGGGGGGUGUACUUCUCUGCUCUGAGGGGGGGGAACCUGCGAUCGGACCAGGGGAAGACCGUGGCAGGAAUCCCUUUAUUCACUCUGAAGACCUAUGAGAACAACAAGCAGCCUGGGCUGAAGCCAGGACUGGCAGCUGGACUGCUCCUGUGUUAUGAGCUGCCCGUGCAGACAGAUCGUGAAGGCAGACCAAUUGAUCGCUUCCUCAUCAGCCGCAGUCGCAGCUACCAGCAGACCCUGGCAGCCCUCAUUCACGAGGUGAACAUCCAGCCGUCUGAGUGGCACCGUGCGCUCCUCCUGCCUCAGGCCUGGAGAGGUUUCAUGAGCCGAGCUUUCCACGCCACCCUACAGGGUCGCCGUGCUGAUUUGCAGAUGCAGCAGAAACAAGGCAAAGAGAACCCAGAGGAGCUCCAGUACAAACAGCACUGUGCCUGGCUGUGGGCCCGAGAUCAGCUGACAGAUGUCAUCAAAGCUGCCACAAAGGACAGUCCUGUUGUUCAGGGGAACUCCAUCCUGGCUCUGAGCGGCCUGGCUGCUGUCCUGGCCAAAUAUGAGAGCAACCUGCCUGCUGACAGCGACGGCAGCCUCACGGCGGGUCCAGAGUUUGUGCCCACAGCCAGCUGGUUGGCCAUGGUCCUCAACACCCUGCUCAGCAUCAGCAGCAGCAGCUACAAGGCCAGAGGACAAGUCUUCCCAUGGUUCCUACAUCGUUCCUACUCUGGUGAGAACACAGCCAGUGCCAUAGCUCGCUCCUGUGCCAGCGUGGCCCUGUCCCUGCUGGUCCCGGUGCUGGUGGUGUGGCAGAGGGACGGUGUGGUUCAGGUCCUGUCAGUGCUGCAGGCCAGCCUGCCGGGCUCCCCCACCGCUGACGACUCCCAGGCUGUCCAGUUCCACUCAGGCCUAGCGCUGGGUAUGGUGCUGUCCAGCCUGCACCACCAACGCCUCAGUGAUGUCUCUGUUGAGAAGGACACAGAUGUCCUCCUCAGUUCUCUGGAGGCUCUCCAAAGCUGCUCCUUCAAUCCAGACCUGGAAUACAACACCGGCUGUGUAUUGGGUCUGGGUCUUGUGCUUGCAGCUCUCUGCAGCAGCGGACAGACAAACCAACAUGUCCACGUCACCCAAACACUAGACAAGCUGCUGUCCAAUCUGCAGGACAGCAGUGGGCUGGGACGCAUGCAGCAGGAGGUGUUGGCGUACUCUGUGGCGUGUGUGGGCGUGUCAGCCUUCAGCGGAGGUCUCAUAGAUGCUGCCAAGGCUGAGGAGGUGAUGAGCACUCUGCGCUCAAUGACUGAGGAGAGCCAACAGACUCCAGGUUUCUCCCUGGCUCUAGGGUUGGUGGUCCAUGGCCUGUCCAUGUCCGGCCACGGUAAAGCGGAGGACAUCCAUCCUCGUCUGCUGGCAGCUUGGAUCAAAAUUUUACUGGCCGAGGGUUGUCCCACCAUGCAGCGGCUGGCUGCUGCAAACGGUCUGGUGGCUUUAGUCGGAUCUGAGAGUUACCUCUUUCAACAAACCAGAGAGAUGGAGCUCUCCUCGCAGCAGCAGAGCAGGCUCAAUGAGGUCAUCAGAGCCAUCACACAAAUCAUUACAUUCUCAGGAGCCAUUGGUCUGCAGUCCAACAGUGCUUGUCUGAUUGGUCAUCUACAUUUGGCCCACAUGUCCACCAGUCACAGUCACACAGCAGUUCCUCAGGAUUUCAGUUACCUGUCAGACAAAAGCGUCAUCAGAUCCAUUGUUGACUUCAUCACAGAGGCUGGAAAAAAAGGUCCAGAAUUUGCUCCUCCAGCCCUGGUAAAGACCGCUCUGACCCCACUGGCAUCAGUGGGAGCGAGUUUCCAGUACCCUCCCAUCAACUGGAGCGCUGUCUUGUCUCCUCUGAUGAGGCUCAGCUUUGGGGAGGAUGUGCAGCAUCAGUGUGUGGUGCUGGCAGCGAGUCAGGCUCAGUCCUCUCAGAGCGCCUCUCUCUUCUUGGGCUCCUGGAUGUCACCGCCACUUGUGCACAGUCUCAGUCUCCAGACUCGGGCUCACCUGUAUGAGAGCCUGGGCCUGUGGAUGAAACAUGUCGCCGAGGACAAGCUCCAGGUGUACAUGGAAAGUCUGGGCCUGCAGCAGUUCCAGGAAGAGCUGCGACCCCAGCGUCUGUCCCUGUGCCGCUCUCUGCUGCAGGGCCUCGCUCAGGCCAUGGCUCUGCCAAACCCCCCCAACAACUGCUGGAGCAUCCUCUGCUCCACCACCGACAAGAUCUUCACCCUGCUGCCCAACCACAUCCAGGAUAAUGAGGUGGAUUUGUAUGUGGGAAUCAUCAAGUGUCUGUCAGAGAUGUCUGACGCAGAGAUUGACCGGAUCGCACGAGUCACAGAGACUCAGAUGGAGAAGACCUGCUUUGCCCUGGCUUACUUGACCUCCCAGGGCAGAGUUCCCCUCCUGGGUCUCAAUGACAUCAUCGCUGGUGUACUUCGUGGUUGGCAGAGCCGCAGAGUCGGCUGGCUCCUCCUGCAGUCUUUUUACCAGUGUCGCCUGGUCACCAACCCCAACACAGGUGUUUUGAAACGAAUGGAGUGGCUCCUGGAGCUGAUGGGACACAUCCGAAAUGUUGCCUAUGGAGCAACUUCCGUCUCAUGUGGAGACACUAGACUGGCCACAGACUUCCUGUUCCAGGUGUUUGCUGCUGCUGUAGUUUCCUGGGGCGACCACUUCAUGCCGCUCCUCCUUGGCAUCAGAACCCAGUGGUUCCCAUGGCAACCUGACUCCAAGCCCCAAACUCUGCGACACAGUCUGUAUGGAGAGGAGUCAUUCACUGAGCGUGCCCUGCCGCAGUGCCUGCUGGGAAUGCCCCACAGCCUGAGCCUGCUGCUGGACAAACAACCCUGGAGCAGCCAAAGAGACAAGUUCAUAGACUGGCUUUUCAGCAUCACAGAGGGUCCUAAGCAGAGUCUGUCAGCCUCGACCAUGAGCACAGCCAAAGCUGCCCUGUUGGCCCUGAAGUCCUCCGCUGAGUUCAAGAAGAAAGCUGUGUGGACCCGAGCAUAUGGAUGGUAGCCCAGAGGAGCCACAACAGACUGUUACUGUGGCAACAAACACAGAGGUUUUCUGCAAAAACAUGACUGAAGCUUUAACACAGUCAAGCUGCGUGUGUGCGGCCUCUGACCACUGGACAUGACUCAGUGAUGGCUAU